CAACUCUCCCAAGACCUCUGAGAUCAAGCAGGACCAGGAACCAUGUCCAGUUCUGGGCCGAAGGAGCUGAGGAUUGUCUUCAUUGGAAAGACUAAAAUGUUGACUUCACGAAUUGAAGCCAUCCUGAAAGGAAAGGCUGCGCAGGAAGACUUUACAAUGGUUUUGGUGAAGACUCUGAUCCAAGACAGUCCAAGUCAAGUCGACGAGACAGAAAACACCGAAGUGUCAAAGGAAAUGCAGAAAGGAGCUACAGCAUCCAUCUUUUCUCCUGGUCCCCAUGUGUUUCUGUUCGUGCAAGAGUGGGAGAGCGGCUUUAAAAUACAUGACGUGGAGCGAAUGAAACUGGUUAGGGAGUUCUUUGGUGACGAGUCGCUGCGUUACUUUUUACCCUUGAUCACCCACGAAGAUGAAGAGCUGAGACUAGAGGAUAGAAAUGAAAUAAUGAGUUUCAUUGAGACACGAUUUGGGUGUGACAAAGAGAAAUGGAGUGAUAUUGAUGUUGGUAGUGAGAAAGUCCAAGAUCAGGAGAGAAAGUUAGUGGACAAGCUGAGAGAGGUGGCUGAAAACAACCAAUGGGAGUGUUACACAGAGGAAAUGUUCAAGAGGGCACAGGAAGCCCUCUGCCAGAAAAUGCAGGAAUUAGACAAGAAGGGAAGGAAAGAUGAUGUGAAUGACACACUGACCAAAUUUAUUGAGUUGGUAACUGGAGCGGGCGACUUUAGCAAGUUCCUGUUUCAAAUGCAGAGAGAGGUGUCAGACUAUUUCAGCAAAUACACGCAGAAGCUGGCUCAGAAACACAAAAAGUGAGGAUAAAAAUUGGCCUCCAUUCACAAAAGAAUCAAAGAGUUAAGAGCAAGUUAAUGAAAUGACGGAAGGAAAGAUGAGACUUUACUCAUGAACCCAAAAUGAUUGAUUCAUUAAUCCUGUUGUUAUUAAAUCUGCAGCUCGGUCAGAGAAACAAACAAGAUAUUUGAUGUUUUUAAUGCGAGUUAUUAAUCUGACAGACUCGGUUCCUCUGCACACUGAGAUCAAGACAACAAAUAAUCAUGUUUUUAUAUCAUUAUUAUCAUUUGCAUUUUGGCAGAAGUGACAUUUGGACUGGUUCAAUUGGACUCCAUCUUUUCCAGCUGCAACAUUAUAUUCUAAAUGAUUUAAUGCAAAUACUUCUCUGCUUCUUUUUCCUUUUAUUGAUGGUGAACAAGGCAUAAUGAGGAAAAGCAGGAUAUCCGUGUGCGUCUUCUGUGUGGGAAAAUUGUAAAGAU
Pundamilia nyererei is the source of this 1262-nucleotide messenger RNA. Its product is annotated as GTPase IMAP family member 4-like. Gene Ontology annotation, molecular function: GTP binding. Bases 43 to 807 code for a protein of 254 amino acids. The transcript has 2 exons. Lineage: Eukaryota; Metazoa; Chordata; Actinopteri; Cichliformes; Cichlidae. The record is from RefSeq and is a predicted model, not a curated record.